UUCUCAUAGAGAGGGAAACAAAACAAAUCGAUCUAUAAUAACAAAAUUAUACUACUAUUGAACAAUGGCUCCGCCUCCGUCCUACACCGUGUCCCCGGUCGUGUCGCUCAUCGUCAGGCUUCUGACGUUCAUAUGCCUCUUGAUAUCGCUCAUCGUCCUCGCCACCGCCACUGGCACUGCUUCGACCACCUUGGGGGACGUUGAAAUCAAAUUCAAUGACUUCAUCGCAUACCGAUAUCUAUGUGCCGCAGUGGUGAUCGGAUUAGCCUACACAGCCAUGCAAUUGGCCUUCACCAUUUACCACGUAACGACUGGAAAUCGAUUUGGAGGCGAGGGCCUUGUUUUAUUUGAUUUCUAUGCUGACAAGGCGGCAUCUUACAUUCUCGCGACGGGUGGUGCAGCGAGCAUCGGAAUGGCCUUGGACUUGAAGGACCUAGGAGAUGCGUGGGGAAUCAGCAAUUUUAUGAACGUCGCCAAUGCCGCCGCCAGCCUUUGCUUACUAGCAUUCCUUGGCACCGCCGUGUCGUCAAUAUUCUCGUCAUUUGCUCUUCCUAAAAGAGUCUAAUUUCAAGUCUAUAUUUUCCAUUUAAUUUUGAUUUCUUUGUUUUGUAAGUUCAGUUUGGUUGGUAAUAGUUGGUAUGUGCUGAGUU
Salvia hispanica is the source of this 650-nucleotide messenger RNA. RefSeq names its product CASP-like protein PIMP1. NCBI's taxonomy places the organism in Eukaryota, Viridiplantae, Streptophyta, Magnoliopsida, Lamiales, Lamiaceae. The record is from RefSeq and is a predicted model, not a curated record.